This is a messenger RNA of Camellia sinensis, 3389 nucleotides long. Its product is annotated as homeobox-leucine zipper protein HDG2. Gene Ontology annotation, molecular function: DNA binding; DNA-binding transcription factor activity, RNA polymerase II-specific; lipid binding. Lineage: Eukaryota; Viridiplantae; Streptophyta; Magnoliopsida; Ericales; Theaceae. Gene Ontology annotation, biological process: regulation of DNA-templated transcription. The record is from RefSeq and is a predicted model, not a curated record.
CAAUUUUUUCUCCAUCUUUUUCCCUUUUUCUCUCUGCCCUUUCCACCACUUCGUCCAUAGCUAUCUCCUCUUGAUUCUCUCUUUUCUCUCUUCCCCUUCUUAUCCCCUCUCUCUCUCUCUCUCUCUCUCAUCUUCAUCUCUCUAUCUACACACCUUGGCUUCUUCUUAACCUACUUCAUCCCCAAGGCCCGCCUUGUCAAAACCCACAUUUACAUUCUCAUUCUCUGUCUUUACAAUCAACAAGAGAGUCUUUCAUUAGAUCUAUCAAGCCUUCUUUUUAUAGGGUUUUUACAGAGCUUCUCAAUAGCUUUUCUGUGGUCAAGUAGUUUUAAGAGAGAGAAAGAGAUACAGAAAUAAAAUUUAAAAAAAAAAAAAAGUGAAGACUUGACUUAGUUGGAUUCAACGUGAUAUAUCUCUCGACUCUUGAUAUAUAGAGCCUGAAAAUCUGAUCUGCGAAAAGCCUAUAUCAAGUAUAUAUAUAUUUCACCCUGCCUUUGGAUUUCAUUCACUUUCUCGUGAAAGAUUUGAUAGACUUCAGGUUUCUGAGGAGCGAAACAUGCCUGCUGGAAUCAUGAUCUCCGCGAGACAGAUGCCAACCUUGAUCGGAACUGGGGGGCCUGCAUUUGGAUCUUCUUCUGGGCUUACCCUUGGACAGUCUAACUUGAUGGACGGCCAGCUUAAUCCACUGGAGAUUGCCCAAAGCACUGCAGAAAGUGAUGUCGGAAGGAUGAGAGAUGACGAAUUCGAUAGCAAAUCUGGCAGCGACAACCAUGAGGGAGGCUCCGGUGAGGAUCAAGACCCCAAUUCGAGGAAGAGGAAAAAGCGGUAUCACCGUCAUACUCAGCAUCAGAUCCAAGAAAUGGAAGCUUUCUUCAAAGAGUGUCCACACCCGGAUGACAAGCAAAGGAAGGAACUGAGCCGUGAAUUGGGGUUAGAGCCUCUGCAAAUCAAGUUUUGGUUCCAAAACAAGCGCACCCAAAUGAAGAUGCAACAUGAACGCCAUGACAACACACAACUUCGAGCCGAGAACGAAAAGCUUCGGGCUGAAAACAUGAGGUACAGGGAAGCUCUUAGCAAUGCCUCCUGCCCCACUUGCGGAGGCCCAACUGCUUUAGGGGAAAUGUCAUUUGAUGAGCAUCAUUUGCGCGUGGAGAAUUCUCGAUUAAGAGAAGAGAUUGACAGGAUUGCUGCAAUAGCUGCAAAGUAUGUGGGCAAGCCUGUAGUGAACUAUCCAAUUGUUUCACCUCCGAUCACUCCACGGUCACUUGAACUUGGGAAUUUCGGUGGGCAGCCAGGCAUUGGGUCGACGGAGCUAUAUGGGGCGGGAGACCUACUGAGGUCAAUUGGUGGACAUACUGAUCAAGCAGAUAAGCAGAUGAUUGUUGAGCUUGCAGUGGCAGCCAUGGAGGAGCUGACCAGAAUGGCCCAAAUUGGUGACCCACUUUGGAUGCCGGGCAUUGACAACACCUAUGUGCUAAAUGAAGAAGAAUACUUCCGGACAUUUCCUAGAGGAAUUGGGCCAAAGCCUAUGGGGUUCAGAUCUGAAGCAUCGCGCGAAUCUGCCGUUGUUAUAAUGAACCACACUAACCUUGUCGAAAUUCUCAUGGAUGUGAAUCAAUGGUCUGCUGUGUUCUCUGGUAUUGUCUCGAGAGCUAUGACUAUGGAGGUCCUAUCAACAGGAGUAGCAGGAAACUAUAAUGGAGCCUUGCAAGUGAUGACUGCUGAAUUCCAAGUGCUUUCACCUCUUGUUCCGACUCGGGAGACCUAUUUUGUGAGGUACUGUAAGCACCAUGUUGAUGGGACUUGGGCAGUGGUGGAUGUUUCUUUGGACAGUUUGCGCCCUAGCCCAUUAGCAAGGUGCCGAAGAAGGCCAUCUGGAUGUUUAAUUCAGGAAAUGCCCAAUGGAUACUCAAAGGUUACAUGGAUAGAGCAUGUUGAAGUGGAUGACAGAGGUGUUCAUAACAUAUACAAGCCACUUGUCAACUCCGGGCUUGCUUUUGGGGCAAAACGCUGGGUUUCUGCGCUUGAUAGACAAUCUGAACGGCUUGCAAGUGCCAUGGCAACAAAUCUUCCUCCUAACGAUGUUGGUAAUACCGUGAUAACUUCUACAGAAGGAAGGAGGAGCAUGUUGAAGCUAGCAGAGCGGAUGGUUACAAGCUUUUGUGGAGGAGUGAGUGCUUCCACUUCUCACACAUGGACGAUGCUAUCUGGCAGUGGAGCUGAUGAUGUAAGGGUCAUGACCAGGAAGAGCAUAGAUGAUCCAGGCCGCCCUCCUGGUAUUGUGCUAAGCGCUGCAACUUCAUUUUGGCUUCCAGUUCCACCAAAAAGAGUGUUCGAUUUCCUUCGGGAUGAGCACUCUCGGAAUGAGUGGGACAUCCUUUCUAAUGGUGGUGUACUUCAAGAAAUGGCACACAUUGCAAAUGGCCGGGAAACUGGCAAUUCUGUGUCACUAUUGAGAGUAAAUACCAUUAGUGGAAGCCAGAACAAUAUGCUGAUACUACAAGAAAGUUGCAGUGACCCAACUGGCUCAUUCGUGAUCUAUGCACCGGUAGAUGUUGUCGCAAUGAACAUGGUGUUAAGUGGGGGAGACCCGGACUAUGUGGCCAUUCUUCCAUCAGGAUUUGCUAUACUACCAGAUGGGCCAGCCGGGCAUGGAGGUCACAUUGGUGAAGGAGGUUCUGGUGGUUCUCUACUCACUGUGGCAUUUCAGAUUUUGGUUGAUUCUACUCCAAAUGCAAAGCUUUCUCUUGGAUCAGUUGCGACUGUCAACAACCUCAUUGCUUGCACUGUUGAUAGGAUUAAGGCUUCGGUGGCUGGUGAAAAUGCAUGAAUUGCAUGCCAAAAAUGUGGGAGCUGAAUAAGGAGAAAGAGAGAAAUCAGUUGGAUCCCAGCUAUAGAAGAUGGGGAAGAAGUCAAGAUCGCACCUCGUACGCUUCUUUAUGUCGUUUUGUGCAUGCAAAGAAGCAGCCCUUAUCAUUUCAGCAAAAUUUGAAAGGGUUAGGGGUUCGCCAUUGACUUCUCCGAACAAAGUAAUUAAAAGAGAAUAUUACAAAAACAUUAGUUUAUAUAUAUAUAUAUUAUGUUUCAUCAAAGUUUCAUCUGUUCUUUCUUUUUUAGGUUAGGGUUUGCAUGAGUAAGGUUCGGUACUUUCUAAGCAUCGUCCUGGUCCUUUUGCUUGUUCGUGUGUUUUUGAAGCUUUAGAGUGGUUGGAAGAGUUUAAACCUGUUGCAAACUCCUUUUUCAUUUCUAAGAUCUUCUGAAAUGGUUUGCCUAUAAAUAAUUGUGUUGUAUUCUGUUUUGUGUUAUUUUGUUAUUAGCUAAUCUUUCUUUCAAUUAUUUGUCAACUUAUGUUAUGUUUUUAAACAAAAGUUUAUUGUAUGAUUUAAUUA